Molecule: messenger RNA, 2733 nt
Organism: Closterium sp. Naga37s-1
Lineage: Eukaryota; Viridiplantae; Streptophyta; Zygnematophyceae; Desmidiales; Closteriaceae
Source: the annotation of a GenBank genome assembly
AUGGCCGCGUUGGGUGGAGGAUGGGCGGACGCCUUGCGCAAGGCAGCGCAGGUCAAGACGGAGCAAUGGCCGCCUUUUGAAGCGGCGUCCCCCAAGACUGAGCGUAAAUGGCCGGCAACCGCUUUCCCGCUCACCAGCCCUUCAGGCUGCGCCGCUUCCGCGGCUUCCGCCUCACCCGCGCAGCCUCCGCACGCGCUUGGGGCGAAAUCCACUCCUGCCAAGGGGCACGAUUUUCCGCCUUCCGCCAAGCACUCGCCGCCCGCUUCCCCAAAUACUCCCCCGAUUCCCCGCGGCGGCGCUCACGCCGGCGUUCUUCCAGCACGCGGAAAGGCGGCGGCGCAGGGCGGAGGUUCCGCCAUGCCCGCGCCGUCGGCGCAGGAGAUGCGCGCACUUGAGGAGGCGAACGCGCUGCUGACUGCUCUCUUCGGGCCGGGCGCAGAUCUCGCUGCGGUUAACGAAAGUCGUCGGAAUCCGUCAGAGAAACGGUUUUCGUCGGCUGGCGGCGCUGAGCCGUCGCCACGACCGGCAAAACCCGACGAGAAGCCCGCGAAGCCGCAAAACGAGCAGCGCAGUCACUCCAGAGUCCCCGCGAGCCCGCGCCCGCCUCCCGCGCUAAGACGCUCCGCGGGCGGCGCGGCGAAAAAGAACCCCGCGCUCGGCGCGCAGUCGCCGAGAGUAACGGCUCUUUCGAUUCGGCCGGCUGAUGCGCCGUUUUAUGCUGCGGAAUUGCCAGCGCCGUCAAGUUUCUACGCCGGUCUCCCUUCCAGCGGCGCCGGUAGCGCAAACGGCGGAGAAUCUCCUGUUGUUGCGCUGUUCGAGGGGGAGGCGACGUUCCCCGCGAUCAUGGCGGAGCUCUGGACGCUCCAAGGCGGGCGCAGGGCGGACGGCGCAAAGGCUGCGGGUGCAGGCGCGGAGAAGCGGGAGCGGCGCCAAGGCGGGAAGAAGGGAGAGCGGGGGGAGGAAUCGGCGGCGCAAGGGGCAGGCGCAACGUUGGCGCGGGGUCGAGGACUGGCGGAAGCGAACGGGCAGGUGGAUGGGUCGCAAGCGGGCAGCCCCCGGGAACCUGAGCAGCGCGCGCUAAAGGGGAGCGGAGCGGACGGUUGCGCGUCGCGCGGCGCGGGGCUGACUUCGCCCUCAAAUGAGACGGUGAUAUUUGACGUUGAACGCGCGCCGGUCGCCAAUGCCACGUCACCAGUUGAAGCGGAAGCAACUGCGCUGCUCGAUAUGGUCACAAAGCUCCUGUCCUCCGACAAGAAUGUGACUGUAAACGGGGGUGACUGUACCGAGAUGAUCAAGGGGACCGUAGAGAAGUUUAAGCAGGAGCUUCUGACGAAGCUUCCUGGGCGAGAUGUGGGGGAGGUGGCGGGCGGGGGACAAGGGGAGGCGGAGGCCGGCGCGGGGGGGGACGGGGGGAAACGCGGGGUCGCGAUUGCGCGGAUGGCGCCGGUAAAGCUGGAACAUGGGGAAGUGGAGGGCGUGGGGGAAGGACGAAGCGCGCGAGAGGGAGAAGAGCAACAACAGGCUUUCCAGCCGCAUUUCCAGCAGCCUUUCCAGCAGCCUUUCUUGUUCACAGGGACCAACCAGUCUCGAGAACCGAGUGCCGCCCCGGAUACUGUUCACGUGCCAGAUGGCGGGUUCUCAUUGGACCAUCCUGUUGCGUGUGCCAUGUGGGAGCCGUCCAAUGGGGAGCCAGCAUCCAGGGAGCAAACACCAGCGCAGCCAGCAGCACCACUCCCAGCAUCAGCCCAUCCCACAUCAGCACUUCCACAGGAGGAGCAACGGCAGUACCAGGCACCGCCGCAGUACCAACAGCAAUGGCAGCAGGAGCUGCAGCAGCAGGACCAGCAGCAAUGGCAGCAGCAGCAGCAGCAGCAGCAGCAGCCUCCCUACUAUCCUCCCAUGACCUCUUCCUCACCACCUCCUCCUCUAUCCGACUAUGCGGCUCUCCCCCCUCCCUCCCUCCCCUCCCCGCUUCAUCUUCAACCCCCCGCCACACACGCCGCCGCGCAUGCUCCUCAUCCUCCCUCACACCCUGCUUUUGCUGCUGCUGAUGCCAUGCCUGCUGCAAGCCCUGGGUUUGAGACUGCUGAUAUGGAUGAUAUGGCCUAUGUGGGCAGUGCAGGUGGUAUGGGUGGUACAGCUGUUAUGGGUGCUAUUGCUCCUCCUACUCCGGCAGCAGCUGCGCCUGCUCCAGUAGCAUCUUCCCCAGUAACGCCUUCCCCAGUCACGUACCCUCCCCACCCCACAUGCUUCGCCCGCUCCCCAUCCACCCUCUCUCUCGCCCUCGCCCCCGUUCACGCCUCCGCUUCGUUCUCAGCCUCGGCGUCAGGCUCGGCGGCUGCUUCGGCAAGCGACUUCACAUGGGCUGCCGGACCUUCGGUCGCACCGGACUCCUCGCCAGCCGAUGCUCAACGCUCUGCACAUUUCACUCUUGAUUUCCCACUGCCGGUCCAUGCGGACUCUUGUCUGAAUGCUGCAGCAGCCAUCACAGAGCUUCCCCUCUUCCCGGCGUCGGCAGCGGCCCGAGAAGCAGCCGCGGCUAUCUCAAGCCUCAGAGCGGAGGGUAUAUCUACCGCUGCGAGGCUGAUUCGGGAACAGUGGGCUCGUAAGAGGGGACUGCCUCCAUUGUCCAUUCCCCCGCCGUUGGAUUUGCCAUCGCCUGAUCAUUCCCCUCCUGCGGACAUGAAACCUCAUGCCAAUAGCAUGUACAUGUCUAUUCACGCCGCAUUUUGA